GGCUGCAUCACUGAAGGACUAUGCCUGAAUAACAUCUGGUUUAAAAUAAGAUAGUGGAUUGGAACAUCGAAGGACGGAGUUUACUUCAUGGAGAGCUGAUACUAACAUGUGGUGGUUUCCCUUAAUUAUGUUUACAUCUCCGACGUUUCCAUUCAUCUUAUUUGUAUGUAUCGGGUUAUCUGAGGCGGCACCACGCAUAAUUUCCAACGAUGCGUUCUCUAUCACACGAAAUAAUCGUGAAGUCUCCGACACCGUUUUGGGGCGACUGAACCUUAGCGAUCGGAACUAUCUAUCUGAUGCGAAUUCAGGACGUUUUAGAUUUUCUGGGCUCACCCCAGCCCCUACCAUAUUAUCUACUGAUUCAUCGUCGUCACAUGUCGCCAGGACAACAGUUACUACCGUUGAGCCCCCAACCACAGACCCCACCACCCCAUCAGUCUCAGUUACCUCGACGGUAGCUGAUCUACCUGCCGUCUUUGACCGACAAAUAUCUGACCGGAGAUCAGCUGACUCGGUGCCCUCUCUUGCACCACAGUCAAAAACACUGCAGAAGUCGCAGGAAAACAGUGACAGGUCUCCACUUCUACCUGCAUCGGAAAUUUCUCAAGAGCUGGUGUGUAACUGCAGCGGUGAGGGUGUGCAGGACCCCGAGGACUGUGACCCCUCCUCGGGCCAGUGCCUGUGCCUGCCGGGCUACGCCGGGCUGCAGUGCGAGGACUGCGAGGAGGCCCACUUCACCAACGGCACCAGCGGCUGCCUGCCCUGCGGCUGUGACUCGUUCGGCGCCGUCAACGAGUUCUGUGACAGCUCUGGGACGUGUGUGUGUAAGACCGGCGUGUACGGGCCCAAGUGUGACGACUGCCACCCCGGCUUCUUCCACUUCAGCAGCUCGGGAUGCCAGCCGUGCGAGUGCAACAACCACACCGUGCACUGCCACCCGCAGUCAGGUGGCUGUCUGGACUGCCAGGGGAACACCCAGGGCCAGAACUGUGAGGAAUGUGUGCCUGGCUUCUACCGGCGUCCCGGGGAGGGGCUGAGGCACGCCUGCUAUCCCUGCCCCUGCUCCAACCUCACCUCUUCUGGAACCUGCCAUGUCGACUCUGCUGGGCAGACGGUGUGCGACAAGUGUAAGGCCGGAUUUGGCGGCAGCACCUGUGACGUCUGCCGCGAUGGCUACUACCGCUCGGGAGGGGUUUGCGUUCGCUGCGAGUGCAACGGAAAUGCUGAUGCCCGCUCCGCGCCACGCCUUUGCCACCCUGACACUGGACACUGCCUGAGCUGUGCCAACAACACAGCUGGGCAGCACUGCGAACUCUGUGCCCCCGGCUACGAUGGCAAUGCCCGCACACACAACUGCACUCUCAGGGCUCGAGUUCUUCUUGGCCCAGAGUUGACAACCAAACCCAACCCCCCAAUUCCUGCUGCCGCCUCCAGCCCCCCACAGCCCAGCUCCAGCAAGGACCCAGCCCUGCCUCCUGCCUCCUCCACCACCACCACCACCACCAGAACCAGAACCACCACCAUGGCCCAGGCCCUGCUCCCCAGCCCGGUGGCCCCGACCCGCAACUCCACAGCGGCCGCGCUCACCGUGGUCUCCUGGACGCAGUUCAACGUGGUGGUGCUGGCGGUCAUCAUCGCCGUGGUGGUGCUGCUCAUGGGCUUCGUGGCCGGCGUCUACACGUACCGCGAGUACCGCAACCGCAAGCUCAACGCGCCCUUCUGGACCAUCGAGCUCAAGGAGGACAACAUCAGUUUCAGCAGUUACCAUGACAGCAUCCCCAACGCUGACCCGGCGGGCCUCCUGGAGGAGGACCCAUGUCCAGUCGCGCCCAACGGCCAGCUUGCGCUCACCACCACCACCACCACCACACCCAACAUGUACACAAAGGCAUGAGGCUGCAACAAGCCGGAGAUGGGCUGUACAGAAACCACCACUUCAACCUCCUCAUCAUUGAGAGAGAGAGAAAAAAAGAAAUGAGAACCCGAUGAAGAGACAAGAACUCAACUGAUGGUCAAUCAGCCUUGACGCUGAGAAAGGCUUUUGCUCAAAGCUAAUGCUAGUUCUUCACAAGUGCUUCCAUCUUUCGCGUGUACAUGAGUGUGGGGACUGGGGACGAGAGACUUGGGAAGGGGCUUGCACCUGAUUGGCCAUUAAGUGUACAUGUACACAGCCCAAGAUGUAAAGGGAAUGCUGGUGCUCAAGUGAGUUCCUCACUGUAAUCACGUGCAUAAGUAAUAUCUGCCCUGUCUGAGUCAAUGUAGGAAAUAAGGAUUUAGAUUGAAAGAAGAUUGCUGGUCAAGGAUCCAGAACAUUUCCCCAAAAAAAUAAAUAUAGACUGAACUGAAGUGCUCUCUACUUCAGUUGAUGAAACAUUUGCCUUCUCCUGAUGCAAGUGAUGUUUGAUGACAAUGCAGUGGAUUUUUUGGAAAAGAAACCACUCCUGUCUGUGUGACAAAGCAUAGUUCAUGUAGAGGUUGGGACUCACGAGAAUCAUGAUUCAUCAUUGACUCAUCCGGUCCUUCCUAUGUCAUCAGAACAUCCAGGAAUAACUGAAAAGCUUCACCAACGUUGGUGAAAUCAAGAAGCAGCUUCUGCUUUGAAACUUCUAUUUAUCAGGGGUCAGACCUUGUUUCCCAGAUAUUUCUAAAUG
Messenger RNA from Sardina pilchardus (European sardine), 2651 nucleotides. Its product is annotated as multiple epidermal growth factor-like domains protein 9. The transcript is spliced from 6 exons. Gene Ontology annotation, biological process: tissue development; animal organ morphogenesis. The record is from RefSeq and is a predicted model, not a curated record. NCBI's taxonomy places the organism in Eukaryota, Metazoa, Chordata, Actinopteri, Clupeiformes, Clupeidae. Bases 107 to 1894 code for a protein of 595 amino acids.